AUAUAGCAUGCGUUAAUAAAUAAAAUAGUAACGUUUAGAUCAUUUUCGCAAUAUUCGACGAAUUUUAAUUUCGUUUUUUAACGUUUCGCAUUUUCUUAUAAUUUCCCGCCUUCGUUACAUAAUGUGACCUCGUAUCUGUCCGCCAGUAAUGAGUUCAGCGGCAUUUAAAUGUGACGAUCUUUAAUGGACAUAGUUUUACGCGUAAUUUUCGAUCUUUUCGCUAUAAACCUAUUUAAAAUUCGACAUAGAAUCGAUAAAAUUGUAAUAUUUCCAUAUUUUUUCCUAAAUCGAUCACUCGUGUAGUGGAGGAUUAUAUCCAAAGGCGGAUUAAUCUUUCGUCAGCUGAGAUCGGAUAAAAUUUCCCGCCAUUGGAGACGUUUGUCGUCUGCCGAGAUCGUCAUCAGAGUUUUUGUAAUAUUUUAUAUUUUGUUAGAAAAAAAUAACAAUGAGUGCAGAUGACGAUAGAAACAUUCAAAAGAGGUUUCAAGAAUUGCGCGCCGAUCUAAAUAUGGAUAAACAAGCCUCCGAUGAAGCUUGGGAGUCUUAUCAAAGGAUCAGUACUAACUACACGUUAGAGGGUGAUCAAUUACAUUGGCUUGCUUGUGCAUUAUAUGUUGCAUGUCGUGCAAGUGCUGUUCCAACUGUUGACAGAGGAUCUUACAUAGAGGGAAAUUGUGUUUCGUUAACACGAUUGCUUCGAUCAUGUAAAUUAAGUUUAGUACAGUUCUUCAGUAAAAUGAAGAAAUGGGCAGAUAUGGCAAAUCUAUCACAAGAUAUGAGGAACAAAGUAGAUAGAUUAGAAAGAAAUUUUAAUGUUUCAACUGUGAUAUUCAAGAAAUUUAAGCCUAUAUUUGUAGAUAUAUUUAAAGAUCCAUUAAGUGAUCCACCGCGACCAGUUCGAAGUCGAAAACAAAGAAGACUGCCAUGUACAGCAUCAGAUGUAUUUUCAUUUUGUUGGACUUUAUUUAUUAGAGUUAAAGGACAUUAUCCUGCCAUUUCUGAUGACUUAGUGAAUUCUUAUCAUUUGUUGUUAAGUUGUAUUGAUCUUCUAUAUGGUAAUGCUGUGAUGGCUGACAGAAAAGACUUAUUGAAUCCUAAUUUUUCAGGAUUUUCUAAUAGCAAAAAAGUACCAACAGAAUUACCAUGUAUUAUUCAACAUUUAUGUGAAACACAUGAAGGUUUGGUUGUAGAUGCUAAAGGAAUUAAAGAACAUUGGUGGAAACCACAUAUUUAUAGAAUGAUGUCAAGAAAGAUUUUAAAAGGAAAACCUGAAACACUUUCAGGUUUGCUGGAUUUAAAUAAUUUUAAAGAAAAUAACAAAGCAAUUAAUGCAGAAUAUGAAGAAUAUGUCCUUAAUGUUGGAGAUUUUGAUGAAAGAGUAUUUUUAGUAGAAAAUGCAAGUGAAGAAAUAGGAACACCAAGUGUAAAAUUAAUUGCAGGCAAAGAAUUGAUGGAAUGGAGGCAGACAAAAAGAAAUCUGCAGAAACAUUUGGAAGAGACAACAACUUUAGCACCAGCAACACCUUUAACGGGUAGAAGAUAUUUAAAAGAUAAAGAAGCAGUUAAUGUUACACCAGUUUCUACUGCAACACAAAGUGUUAGUCGUUUGCAAACCUUAUUAGCAGGAUACAAAACUAGUCCUAGUGAAAAACUACUGGAUAUAUUUAAAGAAUGUAGUCGUAAUCCUGAAGAAGCUAUAAUGGCUAGAGUGAAAGAAAUGGGUGAAAUAUUCUGUGAAUGUUAUGCUCAGCCAUCUGAAGACCAUCCUGGUUCCCAUAUAGAUUUUGCAAAGAAAAGGCUUCAGCUUGGAGAAAGUUUAUAUUUUAAAGUUUUAGAGAAUAUUAUUAUAAUGGAAAGGAAGAGACUCCCCCCAUUGACAGAUCUUUCAGAACUCUUGGAACGUGAUAUAUUUCAUAAAACUUUAUUUGCUUGCUGUCUUGAAAUAGUUCUUUUUUCUUACAAUUCACAACGAACCUUUCCAUGGAUUUUACAAGUUUUUGAAAUUCAACCAUUUUGCUUUUAUAAAGUAAUAGAAUUACUUAUUAGAGCUGAAGAUGGACUCUCAAGAAAUGUUGUGAAACAUCUUAAUCAUAUUGAAGAGCAAAUAUUAGAAAGUUUAGCAUGGAAAUAUGACUCAAAUUUGUGGAAUGCAAUUAGAUCUUUAGGACUGCCUAUUCCUUCUUGUGAAGAUGUAUCACUGCCAAGUCAGAUGCCUGGUUCACAAACAACAGGUCCACCUCCACAAUUGGUUAGUUCACCAUUAGCCCAUCCAGCUGUUCGUCGUAUAAGUGGAAUUGAGCGACCCAUUGCAAGGAAAGAUCCACAAUCUCCUGUAGGAACUACAGUAGCAGAAUGUUUUCAGUCUCCAACUGCAGGAACCCCACCAUCCAGUGCCAGGCGGCGACUCUUUGGACCAACACAAUCAAAUGCUGUUACUGUUGCUGUUCCACAACCUCAAGCUCAGAAUACUGUUGGAGAUCAGUUACCUACAGUUACUCCUGCCAGUUCUGCUGUGAUGAGUCCUGGAAGAUCAUAUUCUAUAACAUUACAACCAAUACAAAGUGAUAAUGGCAUAGCCUAUAUUUCCAUUCCUACAUUUACAUUGUCUACUACACAAAUACCAGUGCCUGCUAGUACAACUGCAACAGGAAUUCCAACUCCAGUUGCAACUCCAGAACCAACUGUUACUGUUGCAAUGCCUACUGUAAACAAAUCAACAAACAAGCCAAAAAGAACAGGUUCUUUGGGACUAUUUUUUCGAAAGGUUUAUCAUCUGGCUGGUGUUAGAAUACGAGAUCUCUGUGAUAGAUUAAAUAUCCUUGAUGAAGAUCUUAGAAGGAAAAUCUGGACUUGUUUUGAAUAUUCAUUAAUGCAAUAUACAGAAUUAAUGUGUGAUCGUCAUUUGGAUCAGUUAAUUAUGUGUGCAAUUUAUGUAAUUUGCAAGGUUACAAGAGAAGACAAAAGUUUUCAAGAAAUAAUGAAAUGUUAUCGGCUUCAACCUCAAGCUGCAAGUCAUGUAAGUAAAAUGUUAAAUAAAUAAUGCAAAACUUAAAUAUAAAUAAUUAGAAUAUUUAUGAUAAGUAUUUAAAUCUUAAAAUAAUUUGUGAUUAUAAAUAUAAUAUAUUUUAAGUAUUACUGUCAUUCUUAUUUUUUUAUAAUAGUUUAGAUGGUGAUUGGAUUUUAUUUGCUGGAAUGUAAGAGUUGUUAGAUACAUAGUAAUCAGCAGUGUAGUCCUUUUAUGAGUUCAAGCUGUUCUUAAAUAUUCUUUCACUUUAUUAGCAAACCAAGAUCUUCACAAAUAACUCAAUUGAUGAUUGAUUGUGAAGUAGUCAUUCUCUGAGACAAUGGUUUUUUUCUUUGCCAUUUUGGCCACCAUUUGAUCAGCUUAAUCAAAAAUUUCAUUAAGAAACUUCAGACUAUGAGGCGUUAAAUA
Centruroides sculpturatus (bark scorpion) is the source of this 3433-nucleotide messenger RNA. RefSeq names its product retinoblastoma-like protein 1. The coding region runs from base 446 to 3040 and encodes 864 amino acids. Gene Ontology annotation, cellular component: chromatin; transcription regulator complex; nucleus. Gene Ontology annotation, biological process: negative regulation of G1/S transition of mitotic cell cycle; cell differentiation; regulation of transcription by RNA polymerase II. The record is from RefSeq and is a predicted model, not a curated record. The transcript is spliced from 19 exons. Lineage: Eukaryota; Metazoa; Arthropoda; Arachnida; Scorpiones; Buthidae. Gene Ontology annotation, molecular function: RNA polymerase II transcription regulatory region sequence-specific DNA binding.